AUGGUGGACAAAAACUUCUCCAUAGAUAUGCUUUUACAGUCCUCUGCCCUACAUCAAGCCAAAGAGGAUGCGCAAGAUGUGGUCAAAGAGCAUGAUUCACCGCUGCCCUCACAUAGCGGCUACUCUUCUUCCGAGUCUGCUACAUUUUCAAACACUGAGACUUCGCCAGUUACCUCCUCAGCAAAUGGUCCAGUUCACAACCCACAAUGGUACAACCCCGUAAACUACAUCAACUUGACGCAGCAGCUUGCUGCCCAAAUCAUUCAAGCUUCUCACUCAGGUCCACCCAUACCUGGGCAAAUGCCCCCACCCAAUGCCUACAGAAACGUCAACGGAAUAUGGGAUCCAUGCAUCUCUUGGCUGUACCCCUAUAUGCAGAAAACGCAACAAAAACGCAAAGGUGGUCAGAUCAGAUUCACAAAUGAACAAACUGAUGCUCUUGAGCACAAGUUCGACUCCCACAAAUACCUCAGCCCCCAAGAAAGGAAGAAACUGGCAAAGUCCUUAAGCCUAAGUGAACGUCAGGUGAAAACAUGGUUUCAAAAUCGGAGAGCGAAGUGGAGAAGAGUACGAAAGGAUGGUGACGAAGAAGAAGAGAACUCGACUGAUCGGUCAGCAAGAUCUGUUGAGCAGCAAAGCCAAAACUCUUACUAUUUUCCGACAAGAAUGUAA
Messenger RNA from Cylicocyclus nassatus, 672 nucleotides. The record is from the annotation of a GenBank genome assembly. NCBI's taxonomy places the organism in Eukaryota, Metazoa, Nematoda, Chromadorea, Rhabditida, Strongylidae.